Nerophis ophidion (straightnose pipefish) is the source of this 1521-nucleotide messenger RNA. RefSeq names its product exoribonuclease 1 (gene eri1). Gene Ontology annotation, cellular component: nucleolus; cytoplasm. Lineage: Eukaryota; Metazoa; Chordata; Actinopteri; Syngnathiformes; Syngnathidae. Gene Ontology annotation, biological process: exonucleolytic trimming to generate mature 3'-end of 5.8S rRNA from tricistronic rRNA transcript (SSU-rRNA, 5.8S rRNA, LSU-rRNA). The record is from RefSeq and is a predicted model, not a curated record. Bases 288 to 1295 code for a protein of 335 amino acids. Gene Ontology annotation, molecular function: 3'-5'-RNA exonuclease activity; nucleic acid binding. The transcript is spliced from 7 exons.
AGUGCUAAUAUCUCAACACCAAACCGGAAGUCAAGCUGACUGAAAAAGUUGAAUGUAAUCAGCCGCGCCGAGUUGACUAAAAUGUCUCCUCCUAAAGUCAAAUAAAACACUUAUUGAUGAGUUCUGGCUGCUUUCAAGCACUAGACUACUGGACUACUUUCUACAUGCCAACUCGCUAUAAACCUACUCUUCAGUCAUGUUGUUAGCCGAUGUUAGCUCGCGCGGAUGAAAGGUGCUCCUUUGAUCUUUUCUAGAAGAUUGAAUGGAAGAACAUUCUAGAAGAUUGAAUGGACGAACACCAGCAGAACUUCCACGGCGUCAACAUGUCCCACGGAGACCAGGACAAGGUGAUAAUCGGCAGCCCGAUAUGUCCGUCCGGAGACCACACCCCUGAGGCGAGCCAGUCCAACAGCGACUUCAGUCAUCCCGUCUACAAAGAGAUCGCCAUGGCCAACGGUCACAUCAACCGCAUGACCAUGGACGAGCUCCACAGCAAGUUGGCCGAGCUGAAGCUGGACACCAGAGGCGUGAAAGACGUCAUGAAGAAGAGACUGAAGAGCCACUACAAGAAACAGAAGCUGACGCAGUCGAUUGCCGAAGUGGAGCCACCGGCCGACACCUACUACGACUACAUCUGCGUGGUGGACUUCGAGGCCACGUGCGAAGAGGACAACCCGGCCGACUUCUUGCACGAGAUCAUCGAGUUCCCAAUGGUUCUCAUCAGCACGCACACCUUGGAGAUUGUGGAAACCUUUCAGGAAUAUGUCAAACCGGAAUUGAACCCCAAGCUGUCUGACUUCUGUGUCCAGUUAACAGGAAUAACACAGGAAAUGGUGGAUGCAGCCGACACCUUCCCAGAUGUUCUGCGCCGCGUGGUGCGGUGGUUGCAGCAAAAGGAGCUGGGCACUAAAUAUAAAUACACCUUCCUCACUGACGGAGCGUGGGACAUGAGCAAGUUCCUCAACAUCCAGUGUCGCAUCAGCCAGAUCCGAUACCCGCAGUUUGCCAGGAGGUGGAUCAACAUUCGGAAGUCCUACGGCAACUUCUACAAGGUCCCGCGCACUCAGACCAAGCUGAGCACCAUGCUGGACAAGCUGGGCCUGCAGUACGAAGGCCGUCCUCACUCGGGCCUGGACGACUCUCGCAACAUCGCUCGCAUCGCGCUACGCAUGCUGCAAGACGGCUGCCAGUUGCGCGUCAACGAGCGCAUGCACGCCGGGCAACUGUUGACCGUCCCCAGCUCGGCGACGGUGGAGGGAGCUCCGCCCCCUCGCUGGCCUCGCAACCGUAAGUAGCGGCCCUCGGAGAAAGGCGCCACUUUUUUAGCCGCAUUACACGCUCUGUGGCGGAGAAUGUUUACCCAGAGAUCAUUCCGGGGUUGCACGACUCCCUCAAAACACAAGUUUUGAAACAUCUUGAAAGGAAUUCUCCUGGAAGAGCGUCCACACGAGAACGUUGCUCUUAAUACGAUAUCUGAUUUUUAUGUCUAUUUUAACAGAAAUAAAAAAAUUUUCAACAAUU